Molecule: messenger RNA, 1158 nt
Organism: Letharia columbiana
Lineage: Eukaryota; Fungi; Ascomycota; Lecanoromycetes; Lecanorales; Parmeliaceae
Exons: 2
Coding region: 1-1158 (385 amino acids)
Source: RefSeq, a predicted model, not a curated record
AUGCUAAUUUCACGACCUAUUGUGGCCCAAUGUCUACGACUACGGUGGGAAUUGCGCGCUUUGUGCCAUUCCCGACUGCUACACAGAUUCGGCAAGGGAGCAAGCUUUAUAAGAUUCAGACCCUCAAACCCUCCGCCUUCGCAAAAACCGUCACUGCUUGAAGAAUUGUUCCCAGAGGACGUCCAAAGGGAUGGCAACCGAGAUCCCAGACUUCACGACGAUGUUCAAAACCUGCCUCGUUUACCGUUGCCCGAGGUCGACGAUGCAUUAGGAGGAAUCGGCCAUGAGUCUGAUAGCGAGAGAGCGCAACCCAAGAGAGUGGCAAAAGCAGCAGCUGCAAAGGUUUUUCGGCACCAGCAAAUCGCAGUUCUUUGGCUCGAUACAGGCAGCAAGUCACUUAUCGAAAGCGACUUCCGACGGAUCGCACCCAAGGGGCAACACAUUGACGAUUGGACUGGUCCCGGCGAUAUCCUGAAAAUCAUUCCUUUGCGAGACCCCACGACGUUGGAAUCAGCAGGUCGCUACUUCAUACUAUUCCCCAAUCCCGCGUACGCUCGAACCUAUCAGAACCAUGUCAUUCGCCUACAUCGAAUAGCCAAAACCCAUACGCCAACAUCUAUUGAGUCACCAUUGCCGUUGCAGCCAGGGGUGGUUAUCGAAGGUGAAGAUGUCUACACGUUGCUACAGGACUACUCUCUUUGCCCACCAUCUCAAAGAAUUCAGCUUAGGCUACUCUUCCCGUCAUAUUCUGCUCGUAUAAAGCAAGUGUUGGAUCAGCGUGGGUACCGUCCGCUCUUAGGGGAGACGAACAAAACAGGGAGAUCUGUGUUAUUCUCGGUUGACGGACAGCAAUUGCCUACUUCUGUGAUCAGGAACACAAUAGCCGCUGAUGGACGCGAUCGGGGCUUGGCAUGGGACAUAUCCAUCGAUAGGCUGGACACUUCUAGAAGCGCAGCGGAUGGCUUCGAGGGUUCGACGAGCACCGAGACAGAUGAAUUUGCAGAAUUGGGUGCUCGGCGUCAUACUCCCGCUAGGUGGGUCAUGUCAUUUUCGAACGAAAACGAGGCAAGGAGGUUCAUAAGGGCGUGGCAUCGGCGACCUUUUCCGCCAGCACGGGCUGAUGACCCUGCACUUGUCCAAGCAGAGUUCAUCUGGUAA